AAGUAUAUAUUAUUUCCCCCAAAACAUUUAUGAGCUUUAAGCAAUUAUGAUAUCAAAGCCAUGAUUAUUUCCCUCCCAAAAGAGAAAAAGAAAAAUAAAAAAGGCUACAGAAAGGCCAAAGAAGCUUCUUUUCUGCAUCAACAAAAACCAGACCUCUCUUUUUUGAGGCACAAGAACAACUCUCUCUCCCUCUCUACAAACUCAUCCUCCUCCUCUAGCUCUCUCUUGCUCACUCUCUGAAACAAUUAAUUCGCCAAAAUUCCACAAUUUAUUGUGCCACUCUCACAAAUUUGAGGGGAAAUUUUGAUGUCUAUACCUCAAGAGCAUGACUACAUAGGGCUGUCGGAGCCCCUGCCCUCGGAGAAAAGCUCUGAUAAAAUGGCGGCGGCGCCGUCUCCUUCCUCGAAUGACGAGAGAAAUAGUGUUUUCAAUCUUAAGGAGACCGAGCUCCGGCUGGGAUUGCCGGGGUCGGAGGCGCCGGAGAGGAAGGGCGGAAUUGGAAUUGGGGUUUCUCUCUUUGGGAAAGAUUUGAAGGAUGAGAGCAAGUGCGUGAAAAGUUUCGUUUCGGGGGCGAAGAGGGGGUUCUCUGAUGCUAUAAAUGGUGCUGGAAAAUGGGGAUUGUCCAUUAAUGGCGAAUCUGGGGCUGAUUUGAUGAAAAACGGCGGCCUCAACUGUUCGAAUGAGAGCUCCGUGAAGCAGGAGAUUCCUUCUGUGAAGCCUGUUGCGGAGAGUAAGAGUGAAGCUGCCAACACUGCCCCUGCUUCAAAGGCACAAGUAGUAGGAUGGCCACCAAUUCCAUCUUUUCGAAAGAGCACCCUUGCCACAAAUAUACCCAAGAAGGAUGAUGUUGGUGGGAAGUCGGGGUCGGGCUGCCUAUACGUUAAGGUCAGCAUGGAUGGUGCUCCAUACUUGAGGAAGAUCGAUCUCAAAACUUACUGCAGCUAUGCAGAGAUUUCGUCUGCUCUAGAGAAGAUGUUUAGCUGUUUCACCAUAGGACAAUGUGGGCAGGGGCUAGCAGCGAAAGAGCAUCUUAGCGAGAGCCACUUGAUGGAUCUCCUCCACGGCUCUGAAUACGUGCUGACGUAUGAAGAUAAGGAUGGUGAUUGGAUGCUUGUUGGUGAUGUUCCGUGGGAGAUGUUCACGGAUUCAUGCAGGAGGCUGAGGAUCAUGAAAGGCUCCGAUGCAAUUGGGUUAGGUAUGGCCGAUGACUUUCUCAAACGUGUGAAAGCAUCAUCUUACAGAAUUGAAAUAUGCAUAUAUUGAUUAUCUCUCAAUUGUGCUUGUGCAGCUCCAAGAACCAUGCAGAAGUGCAAGACUCAAAAUUAGGGCAGAGAGCAAUGACAAAAAAGUGAAAAUAUCGGAAUUUCUAAGGGUUUUCUCUCUCUUUUUUCCCCUCCGCUUUAACCUUACCUUAUUAAUAGAUUUGUAGUGUGUCAUGAAUGGAAGUGCUGCGGACUAUAAAUUGGAGACCAUCCAAAUAUUUUGCCACUAAUGUGUACCACUUGUGUCUGUUUUUCCAAAAUUGUAUGUAAAUUAAGUCUUCUUAAAUUCCAAGUGAUUUUAUCUCUUUA
Salvia miltiorrhiza (redroot sage) is the source of this 1571-nucleotide messenger RNA. RefSeq names its product auxin-responsive protein IAA27-like. Gene Ontology annotation, molecular function: protein binding. The transcript has 4 exons. The record is from RefSeq and is a predicted model, not a curated record. The coding region runs from base 307 to 1263 and encodes 318 amino acids. Gene Ontology annotation, cellular component: nucleus. Gene Ontology annotation, biological process: regulation of DNA-templated transcription. NCBI's taxonomy places the organism in Eukaryota, Viridiplantae, Streptophyta, Magnoliopsida, Lamiales, Lamiaceae.